AACAAGUCUAAUGUAAAACCAUAUCCUUCCUUUUUCCUUCAUAUUCAUACACAACUGUCAGUGUUUGUUUUGUGACAGAGUUAACAUGUUGACUGGAAGUGUAAUGUUACAGGUGAUGAUAGCAUUUGAAGACCUGGCUGUGUACUUUACCUGGGAGGAAUGGCAGAACAUGAACAAUGCUCAGAAAAUCCUGUACAGAGAUGUGAUGCUGGAGACCUACAGGAGCCUCUUCUCCUUGGGGCACUGCAUUACCAAACCUGACUUAAUCUUCAAGUUGGAGCAAGGAGAAGAGCCAUGGAUGGUGGACAAAUGCUUGAAUCAGAGCCUUUCAGUGGUCAUGAAAAUGGAUGACCUGAUUAAGAUCAACCUGGAAAGUCAGGACAAAAAUCUGAAUCAGGAUUUUAUGAAAAAUAACAAGACAUCAGCUCACAAGAGAGUUGAAUUAAGAAAAACCCUUAGUUUAAAUUCAAGCCAUAUUCCAACACUGAUUAUUAAAAAGGGAAUCUAUUCAGGAUUGAAUCCUGAGGAAUGCAAUAAAUGUCACACUGUGUAUCCCCACAGUGGGCCUGAUCAACUACAGGCUGGAGAGAAAUUUGAUAACACUAAGAUACCUGGAAAAUCUCUUCACUUCUGUGAGCCUCUUAGUCAGUAUGACAAUAUUCACAUCAUGAAGCAGCCAUUUGGACCCACUGGACAAGCAAAAGUCUUCACAAGAAAGAUGUUCUGGAAAUCUGAGAGGGUUCAUAUGGCAGAAAACUGUAAUAAAUCAACUGUCACUUUUGGAAAAACAACUCAAAUAGAAAAAGCUAUCCAUGAAAAUUCUAGCCUCAAUAUGCAUCAACAAACUCACACAAGAAAGAAAUUUUAUAAGUACAUUAAGUAUGUUGAACCUGUCAUUCACCAGUCACAUCUUACAAUAAAUCACAGACUAAAUACAAGGGAAAAACUUUACACAUGUAACCCUUGUGGAAAAUCACUCAGUAUUAAUUCACCUUAUGAAUGUAAUGACUCUGGAAAAGAUUUUGGACAAAAGUCAGUCCUCAGGAAAUGUCAACAAAUUCACACAGGAGAGAAAUCACAUGAAUGUAGUGAUUGUGGAAAAGCCUUUACACAAAAGUCAUACCUCAUAAACCAUCAGCGAAUUCACACAGGGGAGAAACUUUAUAAAUGCCUUCAUUGUGGAAGAGGCUUUCUGUGGAAGUCAGCCCUCAUCAUACACCAGAGAAUUCACACAGGGGAGAAACCUCAUGAAUGUAAUGACUGUGGAAAAGCCUUUGGACAAAAGUCAGACCUCAUCAUACACCAGCGAAUUCACACAGGGGAGAAACCUCAUGAAUGUAAUGACUGUGGAAAAGCCUUUGGAUGCAAGUCACACCUCAUCAGACACCAGCGAAUUCACACAGGGGAGAAACGUCAUGAAUGUAAUGACUGUGGAAAAGCCUUUGGACAAAAGUCAGACCUCAUCAUACACCAGCGAAUUCACACAGGGCAGAAACCUCAUGAAUGUAAUGACUGUGGAAAAGCCUUUGGACAAAAGUCACACCUCAUCAUACACCAGCAAAUUCACACAGGGGAGAAACCUCAUAAAUGUAAUGACUGUGGAAAAGCCUUUGGACAAAAGUCACGCCUCAUUAUACACCAGAGAAUUCACACAGGGCAGAAACCUCAUGAAUGUAAUGACUGUGGAAAAGCCUUUGGAUGCAAGUCAUACCUCAUGAAACAUCAGCGAAUUCACACAGGGGAGAAACCUCAUGAAUGUAAUGAUUGUGGAAAAGCCUUUGGAUGCAAGUCACACCUCAUCAGACACCAGCAAAUUCACACAGGGGAGAAACCUCAUGAAUGUAAUGACUGUGGAAAAGCCUUUACACAAAAGUCAGACCUCAUCAUACACCAGCGAAUUCACACAGGGGAGAAACCUCAUGAAUGCAAUGACUGUGGAAAAGCCUUUACACAAAAGUCAUACCUCAUCAUACACCAGCGAAUUCACACAGGGGAGAAACCUCAUGAAUGUAAUGACUGUGGAAAAGCCUUUACACAAAAGUCAGACCUCAUCAGACACCAGCAAAUUCACACAGGACAGAAACCUCAUAAAUGUAAUGACUGUGGAAAAGCAUUUGGACAGAAGUCAGGCCUCAUCAUACACCAGCGAAUUCACACAGGGGAGAAACCUCAUGAAUGCAAUGACUGUGGAAAAGCCUUUGGACAAAAGUCAGGCCUCAUCGUACACCAGCAAAUUCACAAAAGGGAGAAACCUCAUGAAUGUAAUGGCGAUGGAAAGGCCUUUGGAUGAAAGUCAGACCUCAUGAAACAUCAGUGAAUUCACACAGGGGAGAAACCUCAUAAAUGUAAUGACUGUGGAAAAGCAUUUGGACGAAAGUCACACCUCAUCGUACACCAGAGAAUUCACAUGGGGCAGAAAUCUCAUGAAUGUAAUAACUGGCAAAGCCUUUGGACACAAGUCACACCUCAUCAUACACCAGAAAAUUCACACAGGGCAGAAACCUCAUAAAUGAAAUGACUGUGGAAAAGCCUUUGGACACAAGUCAUACCUCAUAUUACACUAGAGAAUUCACACAGGGGAGAAACCUCAUAAAUAAUGAUUGUGGAAAAGCCUUUGGCCAUAAGUUAGGCCUCAUGAUACAUCAGCGAAAUCACACAGAGCAGAAACCUCAUGAAUGUAGUGACUGUGGAAAAGCCUUUGUAUGAAAGUCACACCUCAUAUCACACUGGAGAAUUCACACAGGGGAGAAAACCCAUGAAAGUAAUGACCAAGGGAAAGCCUCUGGAUAAAAGUCAAUCCUUUAGAAACAUCAGAGAAUUCACACAGGGAGGAAACCUCAUGAAUGUAAUGACUUUGGAAAAGCCUUUUGACAAAAGACAAAACUCAUCACAGCAGAGAAUUCACACAGGGUAGAAAACUCAUGAUUGUAAUAACUGUGGAAAGCAUUUAGCCAUAAGUCAACCUUCAUCAUGCAUCAGGGAAUUCACACAGGGCAGAAACCUUAUGAAUAUAAUGACUGGAAAAGCCUUUGGACAAAAGUCAAACCUCAUAAUGCACCAGAGAAUGCACACAGUGUUGAAACUUCAUGAAUGUAAUGACUGUGGAAAAACUUGAUUUUAACUUCCAACUCCAAAUGCAUCAGAAGAUUCACACAGGGAAAUAACCUUAUAAAUGUAAUGACUGUGUAAAAGCCUUUUUCUAUAAGUUAUAUCAAAACAGAAUUCACACAGGGCAGAAACCGUAUCAAUCUAAUGAGUGUGGAAAAGCCUUUAUAAAUCAUAUGUUGUAAAUCAUAGCUCAUAUCACACCAGAGAAUUCACAUCGGAGAGAAACUUCAUGAAUGCAAUGACUGUAGAAAAGCCCUUGGCAAUAAGUCACAUCACAGAAUGCGUCAGAAAAUUCACAUGAAAAGAAACCUUUUGGACAUAAUGACUUGGAAAGCUUUUUCCCAUAGUUCAGCCCUCAUUGCACAUCAUCUAAUUCAUAUGUGGGAAAACACUUUGUAUAUAAUGCAUAUGGAAAAGCCUUUAUCCAUAAGUAACACCCCAUAAAACAUCAGAAUUCACAUGGGGGAGAAACCACAUGAAUGGAAUGAGUGUUGGAAAACUAUGCCAAUAUCACACAAUAUAACAUCGAGAAUUUAUUACAUGGUGGAAAUCUUGUAAUAAAUGUGGGAAAGCCUUUUGUCAGAAGGAAUACCUCAUAACACAUGUAGUUCAAACAAGGGAUAGAACUUAAGAAUAUAAUGAAUGUGAAGGACUUUUUCCAAAAUCAACAUAACCAUGUGACAGAGCCAUUUGCUGGAAAUUACAUCCCAUACAAUAGGUACUCCCAUAAGGAAGAAAAGUUGGGACCAGCGCUGUGGCACAAGAUCACUCUGCAGCCUGUGUGGAUAGCAGCCUGAAAUGCCAAACCCUGGACCCAGUCUCUGAAAGCUGACCCUCUGACAAGCCAACUUCAGCACCUUUCCCUGAACAAGCCAUUCACAGAAAGAUCCUCUUCAGAUCAGCUACAGCUUAAAUGGAAGGGACCUUACCAGGAAACUGGGUUGCCAGCGUCACUGCAGAGAACAAGAACAGUCCCACAGUGACAGAGGUGGAGCCUGGAGCUGGAGUCUCUACAAGCGGCAAGGACCCAUGGCAGUGUGGCCAGGAGUUCCCCAGGUCUCACAGAGGACAGAUGAAGAAGUCAAUAAAACUGGAGAAAAAGAUUCUACACACUUUUCAAAAGAUAAAGAGGAAGAAUACAUCUGGACUAAUCCAUAAUGCAAACAUUAUACAACUGCAAUGAUUGAAGAAAUCAAAUUUCCACAUGAGCAAUAAUAUAAAAAAUCAAACUAAAUUUUGAAACAGGAUAUUCUUCAAUAGGUGAAUGUAUGAGUAAACUGUGUUGUGUCUGAGAGACCUCAGCCUGGAUGAAUGCGCAGCUAUUUUAGAAUAGGCCUCCAUCUUGUAAUUCAGGCCUGACCGAGCCCUGAACCCUGAAGCUC
Lepus europaeus (European hare) is the source of this 4490-nucleotide messenger RNA. RefSeq names its product zinc finger protein 260-like. Bases 86 to 2290 code for a protein of 734 amino acids. NCBI's taxonomy places the organism in Eukaryota, Metazoa, Chordata, Mammalia, Lagomorpha, Leporidae. The record is from RefSeq and is a predicted model, not a curated record. The transcript has 6 exons. Gene Ontology annotation, biological process: regulation of DNA-templated transcription. Gene Ontology annotation, molecular function: DNA-binding transcription factor activity, RNA polymerase II-specific; RNA polymerase II cis-regulatory region sequence-specific DNA binding.